AUGGACAAGGAGACGGUGAAAGACAUUCAAAGAUCGAUCGCGAUGAAGCUUAACAGAGUGGAGUAUACCGAGGUUUCUUUGGUUGAUGGGUAUGAAGAAACAGAAGACUGCUACAAAAGAUUUAGAGACGGUCUCAAGAAGGUUUCCGACAGUAUAACGUGGCUGAUGACCUACGAGCACGGGGGGAGUAAGAUGAAGUCUUUUUAUUCUAAGAUGAAUAUGAUAACUUCAACAUCAAGGAUUGGGCAGUUUAAGAACUAUGACAUUUACGAAGCCAACGGGAUUGUUGGGUUAGAGCUCUCAAGAAUAGGACUAGCCUCGAAUGUCAGUGAUGCAGCAAAAAAGUAUUCUAAGGCAUAUAUGAACGUUUCACGAUACAAGCUCGAGAUGAACAAGAAACUUGAGCAACAGAUAAAGAAAAUAUCGAAUUUAAGGGACCAUUCCAAUGCAAUUGAUAAGAAGAGGAAGAAAGUCUCGAACAUGAGGUACGAUCUGGAGAUCGAAAAGAAAUCCAAAGAACAAAAGACUCCCAAUUCUGUAUCCAAGGAAAAUGAGAUGGAAAAGACAUUCAAAGAGAUGUCUAAAGAGACUCUUAAAGAGAUGGAGCAAUUUAUUGGAAACGAUGGAGUGUGCGGAGUGCUUCAGAAUGUGGCAGAAGCACACCAAGAGUUCUUGGAGAAGAGCUCCAAGGCACUGGGAGAAGUCAAAUAA
This is a messenger RNA of Encephalitozoon intestinalis ATCC 50506, 711 nucleotides long. RefSeq lists its product as uncharacterized. Lineage: Eukaryota; Fungi; Microsporidia; Unikaryonidae. The coding region runs from base 1 to 711 and encodes 236 amino acids. The record is from RefSeq and is a predicted model, not a curated record. The transcript has a single exon.